AUGUGCGUUGUUACACCUGGGCCAUAUGAGGUGUCAUAUGAUAUUCCUACAGCCUGCCAGAUCAAUUGUGAUGUCCUACAAGUUACACAAGUGCUGAAACCAAAUGCAAUUCACAAGCCAAAAAUAAAAUGUAGGGAAAAUGCAGUGCAAGAAACAGGUAUCUUGCGUAAUAGAGGCCAAGGCAACAUAUGCAAUGGUAAAACUCAGGAUGUAUCACAUAUUGCAUUUGGGACAAAGAUCCUUGGGCCACCUCCAUCUUCAAACAGAAGAACCAAUGCAAAGGUACCUGGAAAGGUAACAAAGACCUUGGGUAGCAAAACAUCACGCCAACUUCAAAAUUCAGGAAUGCCAACUGAAUCCAUACCAGAAAAUGAGAGAUUGGAACUACCACUCUGCCCAUGCAAUGAUACUUUAGAUCAAGGAGGAAAAAGAAAUGCUCUCCAAACAACUGCAAAUGAAUAUCAAAAUGACCCUGAAAUUCAGACUCAGAAAACAUCUGUGAGUAGAGAAGCAGAUUUUCAGCUCACCUCACCACAAGUACCAUCAACAGACAAGAACAGUCCUAGAAGAUUAUCUCUAAAUAAUGCAGCCAAACCCACAUGGGAGAUAACCAGUGAUAAAUGGGUGCUUCCAGAGAGGUUCACUGAGACUAUUCAGUUGGAUAGGAAGGAGCACUCCGGAGCUACUGGAAGUUCAGCCUGCUCAGCCCAGAAUGCCUCUAAACAUGACAGCAGCGAAACAGCUGAUCACCACAAGAAUAAGAAAGAGGUUUUCACAUUUUCAUCCAAACCUCGGUCAGCUCCUUAUGGGAAUUCUCCAAAUCUAUCACCAGACAGUUACGUUUGCCCAUUGGAAUUGGAGCUAGACAGUAACGGAGAACACGAGAAAACCGAAACUGAAGAUAGCUUUGAAGGAACUGAAAGCAGUGAGGAGGAGUAUGGCAGGAAAAAGUACCAGUCAAGUAGACUGAGUUCAUCUGAACUACCAAUGCUGGCCAGCAUGAAGAGACAACAAAAUGAAGAAUUAAGGGAUGCUGGGAUCUCCCAUGAGCUGAGCACCUCACAGAUCAAUUGUUGCAAUGUCAGCAGUGGUAUAAGUAGUAAUGACGAUACAGCAACCUGGAACUCUUGUUUCCCACCACCUGUCAGUCAGGAGCAUCACUAUGAGAAAGAAAUGAGCCCACUUUCUCAUUCCAACCCACGGGACUGGUUAAACACAUUAAAUCCCCCUAUCAUUCCUGGAAACCAACAGCUAAAAGAGAACACUAAAUCUUCAACAGAACAGAGAACUCAAGGUGAAGAUCACCUGAGUGCUGAAGAAGAUGAGGAAGUUUUGGCUCUUUUGUAUGAUCCAUGUCUGAACUGUUACUUUGACCCAAAUUCUGGGAAAUACUACAAAUUGGCAUGGUCAGAACAUCUGAGGAUAUUAUUUUGUAUUCACAGUAUCUUCUAACUUCCUGCAAAAUCU
This is a messenger RNA of Catharus ustulatus (Swainson's thrush), 1467 nucleotides long. Its product is annotated as protein CFAP20DC-like. Lineage: Eukaryota; Metazoa; Chordata; Aves; Passeriformes; Turdidae. The record is from RefSeq and is a predicted model, not a curated record. Bases 1 to 1452 code for a protein of 483 amino acids. The transcript is spliced from 9 exons.